AUGCGAAAGUCAACAUUGCAUACCCUGGCUGUGCCUCCAGGAAUCGGUUGCACCAUUUCAAGUAGAUGGAUAAUCUCCAGGCUUUGUCGCCACACUGGAAUUUUGGGUUUCAGGUCGACCAGUCGCACAGCCAGUACAGUCAUCAGCCAGCAUUGCAUUCGGUCACUCGUUCCAAUGAAUGCCUCAUCAUCGUCUCACCUUGACCAUCCAUCGACUGUGAUGCCAAGCCCAUCACCGAUACUUUCUAAGCAGUUCUGGUACACGGCUCCGGACGCCAACGUCGCCUCGAACAUCAUCAUCUCGAAGACGGUAGCCCUACUGCUAAGCUUGCUCCAAAAACGCAUACGCGGCCGACAAACAAGCUUCGCUGUGAUCAAGAUGGCGCGAGUUCUCUCUCCGUCUUGACCGUCUGCUGGCCCCAUUCACAGGCCCUCUGCGCUAAAGUCUUGGUUCCCGCUUUAGUCCCCGAUAGGAAGCUCACAACCUCCUUCUGCCAUUGAGUCCCACGCCUCACAAUGCCGCCACAGGCAGGUUUCUGGAAGCCUUCGUCAGGCUUGGUCUCGCUGUCAGCAGCAGCUAGCGUGCGACGUCUGCGUUUGUUCCUGACUGUCUCGAGGCGUUCAACCACCACAAAGAUGGGACGAAUAAUUAUAGACGGUUGAU
Molecule: messenger RNA, 663 nt
Organism: Periconia digitata
Lineage: Eukaryota; Fungi; Ascomycota; Dothideomycetes; Pleosporales; Periconiaceae
Source: the annotation of a GenBank genome assembly